GUCAUUUAUUUGCGAGAGACAGUUAAAAUCUCUACAAGGCAGUAUACGGCUUCCAGUACGCAAAACAGAAACUAAGAGUUAUUAUGAGCCCUUGCCACUUAUAAUAAUAAGACUUAGGAAUUGAACAAACGGUUCUAAAGUAGGUCUUAAUACCGAAUACAAAAAGUAGAACCAUUUGCGGUGCCUUAAAGCGUAGAAGAACAAGUAGAAGGACGGAAGAAUCGUGGCGUAACAAAAACAGCAGUGUAACAAAGUGUCAUUAUUCUUUAAAGAAUAAAAACAGUACUGAACUUUAUAUUCGGCUAUAUAUAUAUGGUAUGUUUUAUAUUACUAGGGUUCGGUCAAGUACAUUGUUGCCAGUAUAGACGGAAUGUUCAAAGAAAGUGUCCCAGUAGCUUCGAAAAGAACACAUACAGCUCCUGCAGGUACAUCAGACGAGUCUGUACCCUUUUCAACUAUUGAAUUCUUAAUGCCUAUUUUAGCACUUUAUACUGCAAAGCACUCUGUCGAGGAAGCGAAAGUAGGCAUCGUGAACAACCUACAGCAGCUAUUGGAUCCGAACGGGUCUCAUCACCCCUCUAUCCAGCUACUGCAGCAUGAAAGCGAUGCCUACAGCCGCAAAACAUUGAAAGUUACGUUGACGCUUAUAAGCAGCGCAUUGCUGGCAGCAGCUGCAGCAAAAAAUCAGAGAGUGUUAGUUGCAAAGGAGGCAUACCGCGAAUGCUUUGGGAGCAUUUUCCCCGAUGAGAAGUCCAAUCAUGAACUUAUUCGUCAUGCAAAUGCUGCCCAAGCAUUCGUAGUUAGCCUCAACGUCUACGUUCUGGCAACACCAAAGGCGUUUCCACACAACAAACUGGCCAAUGUAAGAAUAUACGGUUUAGAAAAAUGGAUUGAAGUAGCUGAACUGGAUGAUAUUUUGAAGGUAUCAAGAUUGAGGAUGGUCAUGUUGUCGAGGUAUAUCAAUGAAGCAUUUGAGGAUGAAGAAGAAGAUUUGACCUACGAGGAGUAG
Mycotypha africana is the source of this 1009-nucleotide messenger RNA. RefSeq lists its product as uncharacterized. Bases 371 to 1009 code for a protein of 212 amino acids. The record is from RefSeq and is a predicted model, not a curated record. Lineage: Eukaryota; Fungi; Mucoromycota; Mucoromycetes; Mucorales; Mycotyphaceae. The transcript is spliced from 5 exons.